GACUGCGAAAGGAUGGAUUUAACGAUGUAAACGCAAUAAAACUAAUAAUUUCGACCGUGUUUGGGCGACGAUUUAGUAAAUCGUUCAUCGGUGAGGAUGGCGUACCUUUUAACUGAUUGAAUGUGAGACGUAUUCAUAAACUGUAGUAUUGUUAGUAACAUUUAUAACCAUGCUAAGCUUGUAGAUAAGUUAUUGUCAAAGCCCAGUUACAGUAUUUUGUUUUUGAUGGUUUAGUGGCCGUGCUAGUCGGUGCUACAGCCCUACCCAACUGAUAACAAAGAUGAAUGCUUUAGUUGCACUUUGCCACUUCUGUGAACUCCAUGGCCCUCGGACGCUGUUUUGUACAGAGGCUGUCCACCCGCCCUCUCCAUCGCCGCAACCUGGUUCAGCAAUUCCUGUUGACAGGGACCGAGAGGGGGAUAGAGAGGGAGAGGGACUCACCAUGAGAGCCAACAGCUCUGACACACAAAGAGCUGACAUGUGCGAGGGCUGUCGCUCCCUACCUGCAUCUCACCCAGGCUUUGUGAGCGUGGACGGUGAGACAGGAAUCCGUUACCUAAGCCACCAACACCCACGCCAGCCACAGCUCUUCAGCGUGGUGCGACAGGCAUGUGUACGUAGCCUCAGUUGCGAGGUUUGUCCUGGUAGGGAGGGUCCCAUCUUCUUUGGGGAUGAACAACAUGGAUUUGUUUUCUCCCAUACGUUUUUCAUCAAAGACAGCCUAGCACGGGGCUUCCAGCGGUGGUACAGCAUUGUUGUGGUAGCCAUGGACAGGAUCUACCUCAUUAACUCCUGGCCAUUCCUGUUGCGUCACCUGCGGCUUACCAUUCAUAGUCUACAGAGCACAGCACUCAAGGUGUUUGACAGCGAGCAGUGUGUGUGUCCACAGAGGGCUGCACGUAUGAACAACGCAUUCUCUCCAACAGUUUUCCCCCAUCAGCGCAGCGGCAAUGCAGCUCGCUCACUCACAUCCCUAACCCAACACACCAACCUGUGGGCCAGUCUCCACUCCUCAUUCAGUUGGUUACUGAAAGCUUGUGGCAGCCGGUUGACUGAGAAGCUUCUAGAGGGAGCACCCACAGAAGACACACUUGUUCUCAUUGAAAGACAAUCUGAACAAGAAGAAGAAAAGACUGUCUGGGACUGUGAAGAAGAGGGCGGGUCUAAACCACAGACCAGCCAUUCAGACAGUUUGCAAGCCAGAGAUUUUCCAUAUGAUGACGGGACACAAGAGGAGCUUCUUGGGCCAAAGUUCAAAUCUCUCAGACAUUUAAGACAGGUCCUAGGUGUUGCAGAUUUCCGACAACUGGCUUGGCAUGUUCUCAUGGGCAACCAAGUCAUAUGGAGAGGCGCAGACCCUGGUCUUAUCCACUCAGCUUUCAGUGUGCUGAAGGCUUUGGUUCCAGUUGGCUGUGUCCGACCAGUUCCAUACAGUCCACACUAUGAGGAAGCAUAUAAAUGCAACUUCCUUGGCCUUAGUCCAGAUGUUCCGAUCCCAGCCCAUGUCAGCUCUUCAGAGUUUUCAGUGCUGGUGGACGUUCUUAACGCUGAGCGUGGUUGUGUAAAUCCUGUAUCAGAUGAUGACAUUCUCUCACUCUACCAGUUCAAAAUUAGCUGUGCCAACACACAACCAACAGACAAAGGUCCAACUCUGUUGAAUAAGAUUGAAGUGGCUCUUUCUAAUGAGAACCUAUCAGUGGAGGUGGUCUCUCUCUGCCUACUGUGUCUGAAAGAGGAAUGGAUGAAUAAAGUGAAGGUGUUGUUUAAGUUCUCCAAGGUGGAUGGCAGAGGCAAAGAAGAUACUCAGAAAGUUUUAGCUCUGCUGGGGGCCACUGGAGCCGCAGAGGAGGACAAUGUGCGUCUGCUUAAGUUUUGGAUGACAGGACUCAGCAAGACCUACAAAAGCCAUUUGAUGACAGCUGUUAGAGUUGGAGAAAGAACUCUGAGCCAGUGAGAGGCAGAGAGCACAAUGGACUCAUUGCGUCUGUGUGGGGAAAAGGGGGCCAGGUCUGUGCCCCCAGAAAGACUGUUGUUGUUUUCCUGUGUAAUACAGACAAAUUAUCUGAGAAAGUAAAAGAUAUUGUUGUUAUUGAAGCCUGAAAAAAACAGUUAGACAUGUGCAUUUAAAUGGAAUGUUUUUACUGUCAUGUCUAGACAUGUCCAUUUGCUGUUUUUUUUUUUCUUCGUGUGUCUAAUAGUGCAUAACGUUGAACAGACUAUGUGAAUUAGGCAGAGUAGCAGUUGACAAAAGGUUUUCUAAAGGUUUUAUUUUCAUCUAAUUGAGCCUGUUAUAAUUAAUCAUACUGCCUAUUUAUAGUCCAUUAUAAGUCAUCACAUAUCUCUGUUCAUCUGACUUGUCUGAGAGAGAAUAUUUUAUUAAAAAUUGUAUUUAUCCUUACUUGAUAACUUAUUUCAAUUAAAUGGUUUUUACUGUAAAUUCAGACAUGUUAAAUAAAUGGACUGUUCUGCUUGUAAACAGAAGUGCUAUUUA
Molecule: messenger RNA, 2491 nt
Organism: Xyrauchen texanus (razorback sucker)
Lineage: Eukaryota; Metazoa; Chordata; Actinopteri; Cypriniformes; Catostomidae
Product: folliculin-like
Exons: 12
Coding region: 281-1954 (557 amino acids)
Biological process (GO): positive regulation of GTPase activity; positive regulation of TORC1 signaling; negative regulation of transcription by RNA polymerase II
Cellular component (GO): cytosol
Molecular function (GO): GTPase activator activity
Source: RefSeq, a predicted model, not a curated record